GGGCUUCACGAGCAAUAGAUAAAGAGAAACCCUAACCCUAAAUUCAAAACCCUAAUCCCCACUUCAUCUCCAUCUCCAUCUCCAUCCCCACUUUCAACCAAAAGGAAACCCUAGUGCGGAGCAUCCGAGAUGCAGCACGACGAAUUGAUAUGGCAAGUUAUCAGGCACAAUCACUGCAGCUUCAUGGCCAAGAUCACGACGGGGAAUUUUUGUAAGAAUCCGUAUAAUGCCACGGGCAUCUGCAAUCGAAGCUCUUGCCCACUUGCCAACAGCCGUUACGCCACCAUCCGCGACCACGAAGGGGUGUUUUACUUGUACAUGAAAACUAUUGAAAGGGCUCAUAUGCCAAAUAAACUAUGGGAAAGAGUUAAACUACCAAGGAAUUAUGAGAAGGCACUAGAAACUAUUGAUAAGCAUCUGGAAUACUGGCCUAAAUUGCUUGUGCACAAAAUCAAACAGCGUUUAACUAAAAUGACACAGUAUCGGAUUCGCAUGAGGAAACUUGAAUUGAAAGUGAGGGAGAAGAUCAUGACGGUGCCUCGGAAAGUGAAGAAGAGAGAGGCUAGGAGGGAGGAGAAGGCUGAAAAGGCUGCAAUUCUAGAUAAGAGUAUUGAGAAGGAAUUGUUAGAACGGUUAAAGAAAGGUGUUUAUGGUGACAUUUACAAUUAUCCUGUUCAAGCAUACACUAAUGUCCUCGAAAUGGAGGGGCUACAACCAUCUGCCGAAGAAGAAAAAGAAGAUGAAGAAGAACCUGAGAUAGAGUAUGUUGAAGGUUAUGAUGAACUUGAAGAGGAAGAGGACAUGGAAGAUUUCGGCCGUUUUGUAGAGGAUGAUGAUUAUGACAUGAAUGAGGAUGAUGACGACGAUGACGAUGAGAUGGAUAAAUCAGACCAGCCGGUUCUGAAGAAAAUGCGACAAGGAAACAAUGAUAAUGACCUUGCUGGCAAAAAAUCGAAGAAAAAGGGGAAAGUACUCAUUGAGGUUGAGCAUGACGAUGACAUGGCAUCUCGGCAAAAAAGUCUUAUGUGAGAUUGAGGUGAAAAGCCUUAUGAUCCAUCCAUUUUUGACUUCGGCCUGAUUUGUUUCGACGGAAGCUUGCUUGCCUGCUCUUGGAGAGUAUAUAUGCUCCACCAUCCUUCUUCAACCUUAAAUUUUUAGGAUUAAUUGGAUUUAGCAUAUUGAAGGUUUGAUGUAGUGUAUGUUGGCAAUAGUAAUCUGUUUCUUAUGUAUUCAAUUUAUUUUCAUUUCCAAAUUUUUUACAGAGAAUAUUUGGUUGUUUGAAUGACGAGGUAAAACAUUCAAAGUUGCAAACUUUUACUUUUUUUUUUAGUUAUUAAAAUUAAUGGAAUUUAUGUAUUUUUGUCCCUUUUA
Dioscorea cayenensis subsp. rotundata (Guinea yam) is the source of this 1371-nucleotide messenger RNA. Its product is annotated as protein MAK16 homolog. Gene Ontology annotation, biological process: maturation of 5.8S rRNA; maturation of LSU-rRNA. Lineage: Eukaryota; Viridiplantae; Streptophyta; Magnoliopsida; Dioscoreales; Dioscoreaceae. The transcript is spliced from 9 exons. The record is from RefSeq and is a predicted model, not a curated record. Gene Ontology annotation, cellular component: nucleolus; preribosome, large subunit precursor. Bases 130 to 1029 code for a protein of 299 amino acids.